Strongylocentrotus purpuratus (purple sea urchin) is the source of this 1152-nucleotide messenger RNA. Its product is annotated as ankyrin repeat, PH and SEC7 domain containing protein secG-like. The coding region runs from base 10 to 1152 and encodes 380 amino acids. The record is from RefSeq and is a predicted model, not a curated record. Gene Ontology annotation, molecular function: protein binding. NCBI's taxonomy places the organism in Eukaryota, Metazoa, Echinodermata, Echinoidea, Camarodonta, Strongylocentrotidae. The transcript has 3 exons.
AACCUACCGAUGGUUGAAACUCUAUGCACAUAUGGCGCAGGGGUCAACGAACGCACAACAGAAGGCCUCCUCAAGACACCACUGUACAUGGCAGCAGAUGCGGGUGACCUUGAAAUCGUCAAAAGUCUUGUCCAAAAUCACGCUUCUGUAGAUUUACCAAGCGACAGUGACAGUUGGUACAAGGAAAAUGGUCAGACGCCUCUUCAUCGUGCUGCAUACAAGGGUUAUCUAAACAUCGUGGAGUUCCUGGUGAAUGAAUGUGAUGCUGACGUGAACAUCGUAGAUACAGAUGGUUCGACACCACUGCACCUAGCAGCUUUUCUUGGACGGAAGGAUGUUGCCACAUUUCUUACCAGUAAAGGGGCCGAUGUCGACAAAGAAGAUUCUUCUGGAUCAACACCUCUUAACUGCGCCUCAGACAGGGGUUACUUAGCAACAGUUUCAUUCCUUCUUCAGAAAGGAGCUCAGCUGGGUCAGAAAGAUGCAAAUGGGCUGACGGCAUUGCAUCGCGCAGCAAGAAAAGGCAUUACUAACGUUAUGAAUCAUCUAAUGGACAAUGGGGCUGACAUUGAGCAGCAAGAUAAGAAGGGGCGAACAUCACUUCAUAUUGCGGCAAGGCGAGGACAGAAAGGCUGUGCCGCCCUGCUACUUGACAGAGGAGCCAACAUAAAUCAGACAGACAAGAGCGGCCAAACACCUCUCCACAAUGCAGCGGAUAAAGGUCACCUCGAAAUGAUCAAAGCUCUACUGGACAACGGUGCAGAGAUAAACCAUAAAGAUGAGACCGAGGAAACGUCACUGCAUGUUACAUCAAAUAAAGGGCAUCCGGAUAUUCUGAGAUACCUCUUAGCUCAUGGAGCUAAACCUGACAUCCAAAACAGCGAUGGCCACACCGCUCUUGACUGCGCCAGUGAUGAUCAUAUUCGACGAAUCCUUUCAAGAUUUCAAAAAGAUGGAGUCAUCCUUGACAGUGAAGAUGAUUUCCUUUUUGACAGUGGAUUCGAGGACGAUGAGUCCGGUGGUGAACCAACCCAAGAUGAGUUGUAUAACAUAGCAAACACUGUUGGAAGCGUUUUGGACCUCUGGGAACUCUGCAAGGAACUCAGAAUGGAAGACGACACCAUAGCCAAAGCACUUCCUGUCGUCCUUUAG